This is a messenger RNA of Doryrhamphus excisus (bluestripe pipefish), 966 nucleotides long. It is a transcript of the gene hes6, whose product is annotated as hes family bHLH transcription factor 6. Gene Ontology annotation, biological process: regulation of DNA-templated transcription. Lineage: Eukaryota; Metazoa; Chordata; Actinopteri; Syngnathiformes; Syngnathidae. Gene Ontology annotation, molecular function: DNA binding; protein dimerization activity. The record is from RefSeq and is a predicted model, not a curated record.
CACUCACACUCACUCCAACGCCUCUAACAAGCCAAGUCUGCUCAGUCAGGCUUUGCUGAGUUGACCAAGCCAUCUGUCCCUAUUGACAAGAUCCAACGUCUUUUUUCAUCACCUCGCACACAACCGGAAUGGACACAAGCGAUCGCUGCAGUGGCAGAGUCAGCAGAAAGAUGAGGAAACCACUGGUGGAGAAGAAACGACGAGCUCGCAUCAACGAGAGUUUACACGAACUCAGGGUUCUCAUGGCGGAUACAGAAAUACAAUCAAAGAUGGAGAACGCCGAAGUGCUGGAAAUGACGGUGAAACGAGUGGAGAGCAUCCUGCAAAAUCAGGAUCAAGAAGCGGACACCAUCAACCGGGAGGCGUGCGAGCGCUUCACUGCAGGUUACAUCCAGUGCAUGCAUGACGUGCACACCUUUGUGUCCAGCUCCCCGUGGAUUGACCCCACAGUCGCUGCCGAGCUGCUCAGCCACCUCCUGGAGAGCAUGCCCCUGCACGGCCAGGACCGCAUCCGUGUCACGCUGACAGAUGCACUGCUAUCUCCUGGGCUUGCGUCCCCGAACCCGUCAUGCAUCUCCAGCGAUGACCUCUGCUCUGACCUGGAUGACACCGACUCAGAGCAGAGUCAAGUUUCUUCCUCGGAGGAGGUUGAGCUGCACGAUGCUGCUUUAAAUCACUCAAAAUCUGUUUGGAGACCCUGGUAGACGUCUUCCCAAAACAUUUUUGAUGAUUUAAAACUGUAAUAAGAAUAGCAGUGACCCAUUAGGUGUCAUUUUGGGUACAAUAGGUCAAUAUAAAUGUACAUAUUUACUUGUUGAACACGAGUUGUAUAGAAGAUAGAAGUACAUUAUCAGCUUUGUGUAAAUUAUUUCACCUUUUUGAAUGCUUUUUAAUGUAUUUAUCAAAUCUCAUGUUUUGAGUAGGCUACCCUGCCUUUAAAUUUUCCAAUAAAUAUCUUUGGUGAUG